This is a messenger RNA of Rattus rattus (black rat), 1341 nucleotides long. It is a transcript of the gene Spata31f3, whose product is annotated as family with sequence similarity 205 member C. The transcript has 5 exons. The coding region runs from base 33 to 1025 and encodes 330 amino acids. Lineage: Eukaryota; Metazoa; Chordata; Mammalia; Rodentia; Muridae. The record is from RefSeq and is a predicted model, not a curated record.
AAGCCUAAGAGAGGGAUGACUAGGGAAGUUGAAUGAUGUUGAUCCCACCAUUUAUUCUGUGGGAUGUGGGGUACUCGGUUUAUACGUAUGGAUCUAUCUUCAUUAUUGCACUGAUAAUUUGGCAAGUCAAAAGGAGCCACCGAGGGUUAAGGAUGGGACCUACCAAGAGCUGUGCCAAGUGUUUCCGAAGAAUCAAACAAACUCCUAGCGAUAGAUCGACAAGAGCUAAGAGAACAUCUAAGGAGGAAGCUGAGAAACUGCAGAAGCUGCUCGAUACCAUGAAAAGCCAGGGCUGGCUCCCUCAAGAAGGAAGUGUGCGGCGGCUCCUGUGCCCAGAUCCCUCUUGCUCAAUCUGCAAUGCCAUGACUCUGGAAAUCCAGCAGUUGCUGGGGAUUGAGAACAAAAGGACCUCUUCUAGUCUACUGAGGCCCUCCCGUAGCUUUUCUUGCCUGGAGGCAUUGUCUCUAUCAAAAGCGUUGGCUGACCGGAGUUCAGAGCUCACUUACCAAGACACCAGAGACGUUUCAUUAUCAUCCAGGUUCCCAAAGUCGCAAGAAACGGACCAGCAAUCUACGCGGUCAGCCACUCCGUCCAUUGGUGACGCUGUCCUCCAGUGUUACCAUUCUGCUCCUCAGCAACAGCUGGACCCUCAAGGGUCAAAAAUGACCCAGGAUGCAAAAGGUCUGUCAUCUUCAAGUACAGACGAACCUGGGGUUCCUGCAAACCAACAAAAGAAGAGGAAGAAAACCAAGAAACUUGCCUUGAAGAACCAAGCAGCGCCCACAGAAGCCGAAAUGGAAAACAAGAUGACAUUCUUUUCUCACUGGGUUAACCCUGAAGUGAAAUGCGACAGGCAGGAGGAAUCCCUUGUCUUCUCUAAGUUUGACACAGGGGCCAAACUCGUGACUGUAGAGCCUGAGAAGACUCACAGUCCUGUCAGAGACCAAGCAGAGGGAGCCGAGAAGAAGAAGAAGCCCGAAUGUGAUCUCAAAGCCAAGCCUCUCCGUGCGAAGAGGAACAUUUGACUUUCCUCGACUCCUACAGUGCCUGCAGAGCUCCAGCCAACGCCCCUUCUGCCCAACCAACCCUGGGCCCCAUGGCUACUCCCACAACUGCUUUGAAACUGUCUACAAUGCGUGUCAACCAGCUGAGAAAUCGAUGUCAGCUUUCCCCUCAGAAGGUUCUGGUUUGCACAAGGAGGAUAAGCAUUUCAAGCAAAAAGAAUUCUUAGGCUCCCAAAGUUCUGCAUCCUCCCUAACAAAGGCUGUCACCCGUCAUCCUGUCUACUCCCAAGCCAGUAUGCCAUGAUAUUCUCCAAAUAUACUCUAUACUUAUAAAGCA